AUAAAACCUCUUGGGCUCCCUCCAGCCACACUGUAGACCUACUGGAAACUAUAGAGACACCUGAGUAUCGCCCCACUGACUGAACUAUCCCGUCACAAUGCUGUCACGAACGUUGAUUGUUCCUUUGAUCUUUGCUUUGGCUGGUCUUGCUCUCUCAGCCCCCAUUACUGAUGGAACAGAGGGAGACAAUGAUGGUGCCAAAGAUGGCGGAGGCCCCACUGGCAGCCCGGUAGUUGCAGCAGCAGCUGGAGACUCUGUAGGGACCACAGAUGGGACUGACUCUAGUAAAGAGCUGGCUGGAGAUGUGAGUAGCAGUGAUACAUCCACAGACACAAGCAAUGUAGAUACCAGCGUGGAAACCCCAGGCAGUCCUGAUGUCUCUGAUGCCCCAGCUGAAGCAGCAGGCAGCCAAGAUACAACUGAUGCAGCUGCAGAUGUGGAUAAGUCUCCAGAAGAUAACUCCACAGAGUCUCCAGAAGAUAACUCCACAGAGUCUCCUGACAGUACCUCCACAGAGUCUCCUGACAGUGACUCCACAGAGUCUCCUGAAAGUGACUCCACAGAGUCUCCUGAAAGUGACAACACAGAUGAAGCACUGACAGACGUGCAAGCUGACUCUGACGUGACCAGUGAUGACACGGAGGAGGCCACGGAGACAGACAAAGAUGAUGACAAGAGUGACGACAAGAGUGACUCAGAGGAUGCAGAUGGGAAGGAUACUGCAGGUGAAGAAGAAAUGUUAGAUAAUGACUCUGCAGAUGCUGCCACAGACAAAGACGAUAGUGAUGAGGAUAAGGACAUUGAACUAGAUGGUAAGGCCCCUGCAGAAGAGAAGGACAGCGCAGAAGACACAGAGACAGAGGAAGCGGCGGACAGCGACAGCAAACAAGACGACGCAGACUCAGACACUAAGGAUGACAAGCCAGACAAAGAUGACAAGAAAGACAGCACAGAUGACAGCAAAGACAGCGACAGCUCAGAUGACCACAAAGAGAGCAGCGAAGAAGAGGCCCGGAUUCCAGAGGAGGAACCAGAGCACCAGGAAAUAGAAGAAAAGGACAGCGAGAGCCAACAGGACACCUCAGAAGAAAACGACAAGCCAGACAAAGAAGAUGAGAAAGACAGCGACAGCUCAGACGACAGCAAAGACAGCAGCGAAGCGGAUGUCCAGUUCUCGGAGGAGGAACCAAAGCAGCAGGAAAUGGACAUGAAGGACAGAGGUGACGUGGGGGAACAGCAGGCCAGCCCUGAAGACAACAUCGAGGAGGGAAGCCAUGUAGGGAGCCAAGAAUUUGAGCCUCUACAGGAUUCGGAGGAGGAGGCGGAGCUGGAGUCAAAAAAGGAGGGGAAGCUGGAGGAGGCGGAGAAGGAGGAGCUGGAUGCGGAGAUGAACCUAGACACAACAGAGUCCGACAGUAAGGAGGACAGUAAGGAUGACAGUAAGAAUGAGAUUAAGGAUGAGAGUGAGGAUAAGACUGAGGCUGACACAGACUCCAACAGCAAGGAGGACAUUGGGACCAGCGGUGCCCCUAAACCACAAGAGGAUGACAGUGAAGAGGACACUGAAGUCCAGCCAGAGGACACUGAUGAUAGCAUGAUGAAGGAGCCCAAAGAUUCUGAUGAUGCUGACAAAGAUGAUAUGGACAAGGAUGCCUCUGACUCAGAGGAUGACAAAUCUGAAUCUGAUGCAGAGCCAGGUGCAGAUUCACACAAAGAUGAGGAUGAGACCGACGAGGAUUCCGAUGAUGCGUCAGAGUCCAUGGCGAAAGAUGACGAUAUGGAUGAUGAUGAUGACAUGGAUGGGGCAGAAACAAUGGCUCCAGAUUCAGAAGCUGUUCCAGCUGACAUUCUGGACCAACCAGACCAACAGGAUUACAUGACACAGGGUGACUCUCACGGCGCUGAUGCACCGGCAGCCCAGUCUUAGCCCUGUAGCUGGAGCCCACAGGACGCUGUGAAUGGAAUCAGACAGUUUGAUAGUCCCAUCAUGGUGAAUCCCACAUAAACCAACACGUCCUCCCGCAGUCAUGACAACAAACAGCGUAAAAAAACUUACGUUCCUUAAGUUCCUUAACCCUCUCUUGCCACUCAAAAUGGUGAAGGUGUCUACGGGGAUACAAUUAAAUUAUUAUACUGUUUUGGUGUACAUUACAUUUUUACCCACUUUUUGACUGCAUUGUUGUUUUUUGGCAUCUCAAGGGUAGUUUAAUAUUUGAUCAUGGAGAAUAUAUAUUUUUUCAACUUUGUUUUUGUUAAAGACAGUUUAUUUAAGUUGUGACAUCAUCAUUAUACAAGUUACACCCCUGUCUUAUCAACUAGCGUGUUGAUAAAAUGGUCACCAUGUUCCCUUACAAUGCCCUUGAAAAAAAGUCUGUUUUUUUUAAAGAUAGCACUCAGUCAUUGUAGGUUUGCUAGGUUUCUGCAGGUUGUGGGUUACUACAGUUUUUCUCUUGCUUUCAUGUGAUGCAUUGCUGUCUCAGUCCUUGACAGAAAGCUCAAUUGGCACUUUUUCCUUAACCGAUAAAAAUAACUCUACUGGCUCAGUUCAACAUUCAUUUUAAAGUUAUCAGAAACAUAAGAACCUUUAUACAAAAUGAAGUGUACAUACAAUGUCUUUGAUCAGAUAUAAUCUACAUUGGUUGGACAAAUGGUAAAAUAACAAUUGCAUAGAAAUAAUGAGAAUUUAAUUUCAUAACUGUAUGCACACAGGGGGGAUAUCUAAUAAAGAUUGAGUUGUCAGAUCA
This is a messenger RNA of Salvelinus sp. IW2-2015, 2744 nucleotides long. The record is from RefSeq and is a predicted model, not a curated record. NCBI's taxonomy places the organism in Eukaryota, Metazoa, Chordata, Actinopteri, Salmoniformes, Salmonidae.